AGACAACCGGAAGCUCCACCUCCGAAAUUGACCGAACGGGAUAGUUCUUGGCCUGGCCCCCAUCUGUCACAUAACUGAGGAACGGAUAACGGAGAUAACAAGCAGCAGGAAUAAUGAAAGACUGUGUGAUGGAGAGGUGAUGUGUCAGUCAGAGGAGUGAAAGGGUCAGAGCAGUCAUGACUGAGUGCUUCCUGCCCCCCAGCAGCAGCCCUGCAGAGCAGCGUAGGGCCGAGCACCCAGGGGGCGUGGCCCGCACCCCCAGCUCUGAGGAGAUCAGUCCCACCAAGUUUCCCGGAUUAUACCGCACUGGCGAACCAUCGCCGCCUCAUGAUGGCCAUCACCACGAGACACCUGAUGCCUAUGUCUCAGACGAUGACAAAGAGCACGGCAAGAAGAAGAACAAGUUCAAGAAGAAGGAGAAAAGGACGGAAGGCUACGCCGCCUUCCAGGAGGACAGUUCAGCAGAUGAAGCAGAGAGCCCGUCCAAGAUGAAGCGCUCCAAGGGAAUCCAUGUGUUCAAGAAGCCCAGCUUCUCCAAGAAGAAGGAAAAGGACUUCAAGGUGAAGGAGAAAGAGAAGGAGAAGGGGCCCAAGGAGGACAAAGCCAAGGAUAAAAAAUCAAAGGACCUGACGGCUGCAGACGUGGUUAAACAAUGGAAGGAGAAGAAGAAGAAGAAGAAACCCACAACAGAGGCAGAGCCAGUCCCAGUGGAGAUCCCCACCUUCAGGCCCAUUUUUGGAGCACCUCUGACUGAAGCUGUCAAGCGGACAGCUCUUUAUGAUGGUAUCCAGCUGCCGGCUGUCUUCAGAGAAUGUGUGGACUACAUUGAAAGUUAUGGCAUGAAGUGUGAAGGCAUCUAUCGGGUCUCAGGUAUGAAGUCCAAAGUAGAUGAAUUGAAAGCAGCUUAUGACCGUGAGGAGUGCCCCUGCCUGGAGGAGUAUGACCCCCACACAGUGGCCAGCCUACUGAAGCAGUACCUCCGCGAGUUGCCAGAUAACCUGUUGGGCCGAGACAUGGCCCAGCGCUUCGAGGACGCCUGCGGUCGGCAGGUGGAGGCUGAGAAGAUGACCGAGUUCCAGAGGCUGCUGGCCGAGGUGUCGCCGGAGAGCCGACUUCUUCUCUCCUGGGUCAUCACGCACAUGGAUCACGUCAUCGCCAGGGAGGCAGACACCAAGAUGAAUAUUCAAAAUAUCUCCAUCGUCCUCAACCCAACCAUACAGAUUGGGAACCGCGUUCUUUAUAUGUUCUUCACACACGUGAGGGAGCUAUUUGGAGACAUAGUCCUGAAGCCGGUGGUGCGGCCACUCCGCUGGUCCAACAUGGCAACCAUGCCGGCGCUGCCUGAGACUCAAGAGAGCGUCAAAGAGGAGAUCCGACGACAGGAGUUCCUGCUGAACUGCCUGCACAGGGAGCUGCAGGCGGGGGUGAAGGACUUAUCUAAGGAGGAGCGUCUCUGGGAGGUGCAGAGAAUCUUGACUGCUUUAAAACGCAAACUGAGGGAAGCUAAACGUCAGGACUGUGAGAGUAAGAUAGCCCAGGAGAUUGCAAGCCUCUCGAAGGAAGAUGUUUCAAAAGAGGAAAUGACUGAAAAUGAAGAGGAAGUCAUCAACCUCCUCUUAGCACAGGAAAAUGAGAUCCUAACCGAGCAGGAGGAGCUGAUCUCUCUCGAGCAGGUGCUUCGCAGACAGAUUGCCACCGAGAAGGAAGAAAUCGAGAGACUGCGAGCCGAGAUUGCAGACAUCCAGAGUCGUCAGCAGGGGCGCAGUGAGACGGAGGAAUAUUCAUCAGACAGCGAAAGUGAGAGUGAAGAUGAAGAAGAGCUGCAGAUGAUUCUGGAAGAUUUGCAGAAGCAAAAUGAGGAACUGGAGAACAAAAACACCCAUCUGAACCAGGCAAUUCACGAGGAGCAGGAAGCCAUCUUGGAGCUGCGUGUCCAGCUCCGCCUCCUGCAGAGCCACAAACUGCAGCAGGAACUGACCGUCCAGCCGCCGGCCGAGCAAACCCUCCCGCCGGCGCAGCCGAGCCCGGAGCCCCGCACCGAGGAGCAAACCAAACGCUCCGUUGCCACGGUGGCUGCCACUGCAGAUACCGCUGCUUCGUCCAAUGGCAAGGCAGCUAAGGAUCCUUCAAAGCCCUCACCGAACAAAGACAAGAGGGACACCAACAUGUGAGACGUCACCUCUGUGACGUGUUGUCCUUUAGUGGCUCUCAUUGUCCACUGGAGGUUUCACCUUGCUUGAUCCAUGGGUUCACCAAGGUCAUGUUUCCAUGCAACACAAACACCUAAAAUAAAAUGGCUGUAGCGGACAACUGGCUACUGACUACUGUGAGAGGCGAGGCAGAUCAUAGAAUAAAAUCCACAGCCUGUGUGAAGGAAGAAGGGGAGAAAUGAAGGGAUUCAUAAAGCAAGGAAGGGGAAGGAUAGAGUUUCAAAAAGAAAAGUAAAAGUCAGGCACCUUCCCAGUAUAUGACAAAGUUUUAUUUUUUGCUGGUGAGGUUUAUAAAUGAUGAACAUAGACCAGAAAUAAUCUCCCUGUUGUUCACUAUGUCCCUCACCCAGAUGCAAAUUGGACAUUUAGGAUAGAGACCACUGUGCCAUAACCGAAGAUGCCAGACUGGCGAGACCCUGAGAACCACUAAUACAAAAACUCUUUGAAUAAUGAAGAAUUUAGGAUUGGUCUAUCUAUAUAUUAUAUAUUUAAGUAAUAUUCUAAAGAAUACGGAUGACUAUUCAAGAAAUACAUUGAUUUUAAUUUACAGCGUUUUAGUAAUAUAUAAAUAUGUAUAAAUAUAUUGUAGGUGCUUCCUUUUCUUUUGAACAUCAGAUGCACAUAAACACAGUGGCGUUGUGCCUCACAACUGACCAGUGGAUGAAAACAUGAACGGCAAACAAAUACGCAUCAAAAGUAUAUUCAUCACUGGAAAAUGUAGGCAGACAGCGGGAGGCUGCGUUGUUCCAGUCUCACUCUGCUCUGUCGUGCAAUCAUCUUCUCCGCUCUCUCUGCCUCUCUUGCACAAACAAGGAAAUGCGGAAAAUUAUAUUUCUCCAGUUUUAUGAUGGAUUCACAUCUGUAGUGAUGAUUGUUGUCGCCAAAAUAUGUGUGCAGAGACACGCAGGAGGCCUAUUUAGUUUUGUUGUGUAUUUGAUUGUGUUUUUUAAGGGUUAGGUUCUUGGUAUGUGGAGUUAUUGUUCAUGGUAUCAGUUGGAAGGGAGUAAGAAAAUUUAAAAAAAAAACUCAAGAUUACAAGUCAAUCAUUCCAUUUCACAACUGAUCCAUGACGAUUGCUAGUACUGUCAUUGUUCAGUGAUAUUUAAAGAAAAGGCAUGGCCUGCACUUACUUAACGAUUGUGUAUAUCAUUGUAAAAUUGCAAAUAUACUGUAUUUUCAGCUUUUAUGUUUUGUCAUAUGUUCCUUUUUUAUUAUUAAUGACCUGUAUUUAGUGCGCUAGUGUGACUGCCCCUUCUUUGGUCGCGGGAUAAUCAAAGCAAUCUCACCUGGAUUCAUGAUUCAAUGUGUUAAUAAUCCUGUGACUGAAACAGAUAAAUGCUAGAUUGGGCUCAGAAGCUUCUCGUGAGGUUAUUUUCAUAUUGUUCUCAGCUUUUGUAGCUUAUUGUUGCAGUCAGAAUAAUGCUGUGAAGAAUAAAGUGUCGAUCCGAA
Molecule: messenger RNA, 3659 nt
Organism: Cyclopterus lumpus (lumpfish)
Lineage: Eukaryota; Metazoa; Chordata; Actinopteri; Perciformes; Cyclopteridae
Gene: ralbp1
Product: ralA binding protein 1
Exons: 11
Coding region: 177-2171 (664 amino acids)
Biological process (GO): positive regulation of GTPase activity; endocytosis; small GTPase-mediated signal transduction
Cellular component (GO): membrane
Molecular function (GO): GTPase activator activity; small GTPase binding
Source: RefSeq, a predicted model, not a curated record